AUAGAAUAGAAUGCUUUUCGAAAGUGACAAGGAAUCGGAGGCCACUCCAGGGAAACCUACAAAAGAUCGGCAGUAUCAGUGAAGCUGUUGCCGGAUGAUACCAGUGCUUAUUCCCAACCCCUUUAUUACCUUGCCUCUCUUCUAAUCUAAAUCUGGCCCAAGGGAGAGAGCGGUGGUGAGAGGCACAGAGGGGUUUGUUUUGCCUUGGCUUGGCCUCCCCUCCAUCGCUGCAUUACAUCCGAGGGCACUCCAUCUCUUGCGUCCCUUAACCCCUCCCCCAAUCCAACCCAAUCCCCUCCGUGCCUUAACCCCGCCCCGAAUCCAGCCUUCGAAGCUUCCUCUUCCUCCCGGGGCUCUGUUCUUGGUACUUAGGACAAGGUAAAGAUUUUUUUUCCCCAUCAUCUGGUUCUUCUCGUCGGUGCUGCUGUGUUAUUCAGUUUGAUUUAACCUGUCAGAGGUUCAGAGCACUGCGAUUGCGAUUGCGAUUUGAGAGUGCUCUGGCCAUCUUCACCAGCUGCAUAGCCACCCUCUUUCCCGGGUCGUCCCCCUGUUAUCUUCUUCCGGGUCUGAUGGGUGACCAUCUCGCGUUGCUCGUGGACCGGCUGCUGACGGAGUCGACGCUGGAAGCAGCGAUCGGCGGCGCGAAGCGGAUGGUCGAUCUGCAUCCGGAGGCGGUGGCCGUCGAGUACUGCCAUCGCGGCGUAGGCGGCGGCGGCGGCGGCGGCUCAGCGAGUAAGAUGGUGGAGUGCAGGAUUUGCCAGGAGGAGGAUUGGGACUCCAGCAUGGAGGCACCCUGCGCCUGCUGUGGCAGCCUCAAGUACGCACAUCGGAAAUGCAUUCAGCGUUGGUGCAAUGAGAAAGGCGACACCAUCUGCGAAAUAUGUCUGCAGCAAUUCAGGCCAGGUUAUACUGCCCCGCAGCAGCUUUUCCACUAUGGAAGCAUACCAAUGAACUUCAGAGGGAACUGGGAGAUAGCCCAUCAAGAUCUCGAUGAUGCCCAGAUAAUAACAAUGGUGCCGACAGAGCGUGAUUUCAUGAACAGUUAUGAGGACUACCUUCCUAUUAGGACAAGAAGCAGCACUCUGUGUUGCCGGACAGUCGCCGUAAUUUUCAUGGCACUCCUAGUCCUUCGCCACACUCUUCCUCUCAUGGUCGGUGGAAAUGGGGAGUACUCAUUGGCCUUGUUCUCACUUCUUGUGCUGAGGACCGCUGGAAUCCUAUUCCCAAUCCUGCUGAUGGUCAGAGCCUUGGCAAACUUCCAUCGUCGACGGCAGCAGCAGGAAAGACGGGAAACAUAUAUAUCAUCAUCAGAAAGCGAGGAGGAAGAGGAAGGGGAAGAGGAAGAAGACGACACAGUUACCAAUUCUGCACGAUCAAAUUACUUGCAACCUCGCAUCAUACCAGUCUACUGACAGGACCAAGAACAUGCCUUCCAACCUCCAAUCUGACAGGAAAUUCCAGCGCCUCUGGAGCUGACAGAAGCAAGAAUGCUCACAAGAAAAAGAAACCCAAAAAAAUGAGUAUAUGAUGACAUAGUAAGAUAGUCCGAAGCCACUCGCUUCUAUGCGCAUAGAGAAGAAUGCAGUGGCCCUGUUACUCCUGUACAUAUGAGAAAGUAGCAGACUAACUUGUCACUUGCGAGCUUCUACUACAGAAAGUUCGGCCUACCCUUGUAUACUGAAGAUAUUAUGUUGCCAAAAGUACUUACAAAUGGAAGGAAUUAUUUUUCAGUUUCCGAAUUUA
Messenger RNA from Panicum virgatum (switchgrass), 1743 nucleotides. RefSeq lists its product as uncharacterized. Gene Ontology annotation, biological process: protein ubiquitination. Gene Ontology annotation, molecular function: zinc ion binding; ubiquitin-protein transferase activity. Lineage: Eukaryota; Viridiplantae; Streptophyta; Magnoliopsida; Poales; Poaceae. Gene Ontology annotation, cellular component: membrane. The record is from RefSeq and is a predicted model, not a curated record. The transcript is spliced from 8 exons. The coding region runs from base 570 to 1412 and encodes 280 amino acids.